CAGUGACAGGAAGACUGAUGUUUGGCUUUCCCAGAAAAGGUGGCAACCCUAAUUGGGACUUUCUACACUGGCAGUAACUACACACACAACCCUCCACUCUUGCCUCAAGCAACAUGGGCACAACUUCAACCACACCGUUAUAGAGCCACAAAUGACAGGAACCAAUAGGAGGAUGGCUUUUUAAGUUGGCGUGGGCUCUGGUCAAUCACAUGCUAGACCGUGACCAACCAGCGCGCUCUGUAGGGGCGGAAGGAGAAAGAAAAUGGGAACGGAGCGGUGACUACAAGAAAUGGGGUAAUUAUGGCUUCAAGUGGGAACCAUUUAAGGAAGCAUAGGGGGUCAAGUCCACCAGAAAUGUCCCCUAACAAAUAUCUUAAGCGCAGUGAGAGUGAUCCACCGAGAAGGGUCAGUUACACCACAAACGAAGACCUGGAAAGACCUCCCCGGUUGUUUGUACGACACGUAACUGUAAGUCCACGUGGUGCUGCUGCACCUGAGAGUCCUGGAUUCCGGCGUGAGGAUUCUGAUGAGCUUUCUGCACAGGCCAAAGGCAAAGUCAGGCCCAGUGUAAAUACUAUUGGCUCUUCUGUUAAUGAAAGCACUCAGAAGGUGGCCCCGGCAGGAGCUUCGACUAAACGUUCAGAGGGUAAACAUAAUGCUAAUCAGAGUGGUGAAAACACAAGACGAUCUCCAAAGGACAUCUCUAGUUCUAGGACACCCAGAGCUCAGGCGCCCACUAUGCUGUUCAUGAGAGCAUUCCAAGAUAUUAAAAAGAAUCCUAAGGGACCACAGUCUCUGACCAGCACGCCCAAGAAGAGACAGCGGGAGAGAGAAAGCGAUGAGGAAUCAAAGAAAUCCGGUAUGAAAGAGACGAGUAUUGGUACAAGCACCAAGAUUUACAGCCCAGAAACGGAGAGCAAGAACUUGCCUGGGAGGAAAGAGACUGCGGCAUCAAAGCACCAGGAAGAGAACAAGGAAACCUGCGCUGAACUGCUUCAUUCUAGCCCUGCAACUGCAGAUCUUCAGCCUGAGCCCAGAGCUGAUAUCCAGCAGGAAUCUUCUCGUCUUGUAUUUCUGUAUGAGGAUUCUGACAAAGAUGGUGACACGGAAGAUGUUUCAGAUAAGGAUCCAUCAAUAGGUAGUGACUUCUCCGAUAUUGAAGAUGUGGUGUCAUUGGCCAGAUUUUCACAGGAAGAUGAGGUUCCUCCUUCCAGUUCCACAGCAGAGCAGCCUUGUGAUUGGUCUUCCCGCUAUGUCAUGUACCCACUGCACCUGUACAGAAGCCCAUGGAGAAAUUACAUAGAGAGGUCAGCCAGUAGCUCCACAUAUGUACCCAGAACUGAGGAGAACAAUUGGCGCCAGGAUGAAUCCUACAGCAGCUUCAUUUCUGAACAUUCUGCAAACAUUGUGGAUAAUACAGUUCUUAGUGUAACCAGUGAUAGUGACAGUGCUGGAAGCAAGCGGCGUGAGAGAUCUGGCUCCUUUGAUACCUCAUGGAUGUUUGAGAACACAACUAAAAUUAUGAGAAGGACAUCAGAGCCUUGUCUCACAGACACUAUUAAACUUCCCAAGUUCCUGGAAGAUGGUUUCAUUGACACCCACUGCCACCUGGACAUGUUAUUUUCAAAACUGUCAUUCGAAGGCUCUUUUACAGAGCUUAGAAGGAAAUACACCACCACGUUCCCUAGGGAAUUUCAGGGCUGCAUUGCUGAUUUCUGUGACCCUGGUAAAUUACACAACCAGCAGUGGGAGCAUUUGCUUGAAGACGACAUGGUCUGGGGGGCAUUUGGUUGUCACCCGCACUUUGCUCAGUAUUUCAAUGACAAGAAGCAAGAAGAGAUAUUGAAAGCAAUGAGGCAUCCGAAGGCAGUCGCCUAUGGAGAAAUGGGUUUAGAUUAUUCCCGCAAAUGUUCCACUCAAGUAUCAGUGCAGCACGAGGUGUUUGAGAAGCAGCUGAAGUUGGCUGUUUCCAUGGGCAAGCCUCUUGUUAUUCAUUGUCGGGAUGCGGACGAGGAUCUUUUGCGAAUCAUGAAGAAGUGCGUUCCCCGAGAUUAUAAGAUACAUCGGCACUGCUUUACCGGGGAUUAUAAGGUAAUUGAACCCUUUCUCACUGAGUUCCCAAACAUGGCUGUUGGUUUCACUGCUGUCCUGACGUACCCCUCUGCCCUGGAGGCACGAGAAGCCAUGAAACAGAUCCCCCUGGAGAGGCUCAUUGUAGAAACGGAUGCUCCCUACUUUCUACCCCGACAGGUUCCCAAAAGUUUGUGUAAAUUCUCCCACCCAGGUUUGGCCAUGCACACAGUUCAGGAGAUUGCUAAAACAAAAAACCUGUCGGUGAAGUCCGUCCUGGCAACUCUGCUUCACAACACCAACCGCUUGUACAACCUAUAAGUGCGCGUCUGUGUGUGAGCUCCGACCUUUUUAUGCCAAUGAGAAGCCAUUGUUGUAUUGCCUUAUUUUAUGAAUGUCUUAAUUUCUUCCCGAGCUCCACAAACCACACAAAUAUAACCACUAUCACAAUCUGCGCCAUUUUUUGUUUUUCUUAAACCAGUUUAAAAAAAAAAAAUGAAAAUUUUGGUAAUUAAAAUUAAGUUUAUAUUUA
Xenopus laevis (African clawed frog) is the source of this 2602-nucleotide messenger RNA. It is a transcript of the gene tatdn2.S, whose product is annotated as TatD DNase domain containing 2 S homeolog. NCBI's taxonomy places the organism in Eukaryota, Metazoa, Chordata, Amphibia, Anura, Pipidae. The transcript is spliced from 8 exons. The coding region runs from base 301 to 2391 and encodes 696 amino acids. The record is from RefSeq and is a predicted model, not a curated record. Gene Ontology annotation, molecular function: hydrolase activity, acting on ester bonds.